AUGUUCUCAGAAAAUUCCACUACUGGAGCACUAAGAGGAAGUGGCUUAAUCCAUUCGGCAACCCCAACUUCUGCCGGAGGCACUGCUUCCAUUUCUCGUCUUGGCAAACUUCAUGCCACUAGCAACUCCCGCUAUGCCACCUCUACCAGCACCUCAAGCGGAGGUGCCUCUGCUCCUUCUGGUUCGGUUGUGAUUGGCUUAUCUUCGGCUGCUAAUGCAUCAAACCCCUCUCGUGGAAAUCGUAUACAGCGGCAGCAAAAUAAUCGAAAGCGUCGGUCUGGUUCUAGUGGUAUCAGAGGUGGCAUUGAUGAUGACGACUAUGACGAUGAAGAUGAUGAAGAAGAUGAUAAUGAAAUCGAGGAAGAUGCCAAACUGGUUCCUGAUGAGGAAGAGGAAGAUGCUUUACCCCCAGUGCCUGGUUCUCCGGAAUCGGUAAAUUUUUUAAAACCCGAUUGUAUUCUCAUUUUUUUUGAUAAAUAA
Messenger RNA from Protopolystoma xenopodis, 480 nucleotides. The record is from the annotation of a GenBank genome assembly. NCBI's taxonomy places the organism in Eukaryota, Metazoa, Platyhelminthes, Monogenea, Polystomatidea, Polystomatidae.